AUGCCUCGACUGCAGGAUCGUGAAACCUCAAAUAGCGAGGGAAUACAUGCUCAAGACAUUGAAGAACAUGCCUCUGACCACCUCGGUAAUAGGCACGGAGAGAUACAUAACAAAAGGUUAUGGACUCUCGCAGGGUCCGCGCUGGUGCAACUACCUAUCUGGGGAUUUGCAAUGAGCUUCGGCGUAUUUCAAGAAUACUUCAACACAAACUGGGGAUCUGUUGGCAUUAAAGGCGACCAGUCACGUACUGGCCUCGUAGCCGCGCUUUGUGGUGCGGGUCUUGCUUGCAUCAGUUUCACGUUGUCUUCUUUCAGUACGGUUGUCUGGCAGUUGAUCCUGACACAAGGAGUUAUGGCCGCCUUCGGGUGUACGCUGAUGUUCAGUCCGAUGACAUUAUCACUUGGCGAGUGCUAUAGCACUGGCAAUCGCGCUUUGGCUUAUGGUAUUACCCUUUCCUGCAAGAACAUUGUCGGAUCUGUAUGUCCCUUCCUCUUCCGACAACUGAUCGACCAUUACGGAUUUCGGGUGGCAUUGAGAGCCUGGGCGGCCAUUGGGGCAGGCACCAGCACUCUGGCCAUACUCCUGGUUCCCACUUAUCCUCCAUUCCUAUCAACCAACGAGUCUCGACAACGAAGGAUACCUUGGCAGUUCUUGAAACACAAGACCUUCCACAUUUAUAGCCUUGCAAUCAUCCUGCAGAGUGCAGGCUAUGGCAUACCUCAAACUUACCUAAGUGAGUUCGCACGAGAGGUCGCUCUGCUGUCACAGACCUCCGCAACCUUACUGCUUACCCUCUUCAAUAUACCCGGAAUCGCAUCCUCGUCUUUCUUCGGCUACUUGAGCGAUAACAAGCAUAUCAAGCUUUCAGCUAAUACCGUAACAUCUGUAUCAGCCUUCAGCUCCGCCCUCUCGGCCUUCCUGCUCUGGGGCCUCACUUCACGUGGUGAUCUAGCUCUCCUGCUGGUCUUCUCGAUGACAUUUGGAUUCUUCGCUGGUGGGUAUUCAGCUACGUGGGGAGGUGUGCUUGCCGAUAUGGAACGUGAAGCUGCACAGCGCAACGAGGCUAUCGAUACCGGAAUGGUCUACGGGCUAUUCAAUGGCGCACGAGGUGUUGGUUAUGUCGUGGGUGGACUGGCUAGUGUGUCUCUGCUUGAGGCCGGAUCGACCAACUCUGUUGCGAAAUUUGCCUAUGAUUCGAGCUAUGGCCCGUUGAUAAUCUUUAGUGGGCUGUGCUCGCUCUUUGGUGGAUGGGGUGUCCUCUGGAGAUGGGACAAGCUGGAGAGUUGGUUGAAAGGAAUCAAUAGACCAUGA
Messenger RNA from Lithohypha guttulata, 1311 nucleotides. RefSeq lists its product as uncharacterized. Lineage: Eukaryota; Fungi; Ascomycota; Eurotiomycetes; Chaetothyriales; Trichomeriaceae. The transcript has 3 exons. The record is from RefSeq and is a predicted model, not a curated record. Gene Ontology annotation, biological process: transmembrane transport. Gene Ontology annotation, molecular function: transmembrane transporter activity. Bases 1 to 1311 code for a protein of 436 amino acids. Gene Ontology annotation, cellular component: membrane.